AAUGCAGCCACUCGAUUGUUAACAAGCAACAGGGCCUUGAAAAAACUCUACCAAAAACUCAAAAGUAAAUUAGUUUGAUAUUGUGGCUCUCAUACCAUUUUAUGGGAUUGACUUUCCCUUUAAUGAGUCUGUUAUUGUUUUCUUUAUCUACAACCCUAAUCCUUUAGAAUGGGCUCUCGGACACUUUCUUUGGCUGUGGAGGAGCAGCUUCGUAGCCUCUGUCUGAAGGACUUUCCAUGUGGACAUGGCUGUUGGAGCAAAUCCAGAGGGAGUAUCUUUGAGGAACAGAGUUGGGGCUACAGCGAGCAGGACGAGGGGAGAGAAGGUGCAGCCAAGGAGGAGGAGGAGGCCCUUAUGGAGCACUUGACCAGUCCACUGUCCCCAUGGCAACAUGAGGGGUCAUGGAGCCCCCAAGCCCGAACCCUGAGAGAGCUAUCUGUGCGAACACCUGAACUUCUCCAUGGCAACUUCAUAUUCAGCCACUUCAACACCCUACGUAUUGUAGACAAGGGUGUCUCCAUUGUCGAUGAUGGCGUGCUCAGGUUCUCCAAUCUAAGAGAGUUAGUGCUGAGUGCCAACACAAUUUCUGAACUACAAGCAGAGUACCUGCCCUGCACUUUACAAGUUUUGGAGCUCUACGCCAACCAGGUUUCCAGCCUUAAAGGUCUUAGCAGCCAGCCUCUACCCUGCCUUCAGCAUCUGGGUCUGGGCUGCAACAGGCUGGGUUCCCCCGCAGACAUCCAGUACCUCACUGGAACUCUAUGGCCACAGCUGGUAUCUCUGGACCUGAGCUGGUCUGGCUUCCAAGGACAGCGGGCCCUAGUGGAUGCCCUGGUCACCCUGCCUUGCCUGAGGACCUUGGUGCUGGAGGGCAACCCCCUUACCUUCACCCCUUCCUACCCAGGCUUCAUCCUGGACAGUCUCCCGAGGCUGUUCUACCUGGACGCCACACGGGUUACACCGGAGGAUCACCAUCGCUUUGAAGGCCUGGCCAAGAUGAGAGACCUGAUAGUGGACCAGGCCAUGGCAACAGUGACAGUGCGAAGGAUCAGGGGUGUCCCGGACCCACUGCUGACUGUGGAUGAGAGUGCCCCUGAGUUCCCUGUGGUCAGCUACAGCUACUUUGUCAACUAUGAGUUCCUCAGCCAACCACCCCCUGGCAACAAGGCAUGA
Molecule: messenger RNA, 1173 nt
Organism: Oncorhynchus gorbuscha (pink salmon)
Lineage: Eukaryota; Metazoa; Chordata; Actinopteri; Salmoniformes; Salmonidae
Product: leucine-rich repeat-containing protein 43-like
Exons: 6
Coding region: 169-1173 (334 amino acids)
Molecular function (GO): protein binding
Source: RefSeq, a predicted model, not a curated record